UCAGCCAAGCCCGUGUGCUCGCCGCCAGACCCGUGCGGACACCUCGGUGCUGGCCGCUGUCACUGGGGGCUGGGGGCUGUUCCGAGGAGCGGAGGGGUGCAGGGGUUCCGUCAGCAGCGUGUCCCGGGGGCCUGGACCAUGGUCCUGGAGGUGCAGGCAGCAUCUUCCCUCUGUCCAGCACGCAGUGACGGGGAGCCCCGGAGGGGAAAUGCAUCCUGAAUGGGGCUGAGCCCCCUGCUCGGGAAUAUGCAGCCUCGGCACCGCGGGGGCAGCACCAGGGCAGCGGCCGGCGCGCAGCGGGAUGGUGGCAACCUUCAAGAUCGCCGUGCUGGGAGCCCAGGGCGUGGGCAAGAGCGCCAUAGUCCGGCAGUUCCUGUACAACGAGUUCAGCGAGGUGUGCGUGCCCACCACGGCCCGCCGCGUCUACCUGCCCGCCGUGGUCAUGAACGGCCACGUGCACGACCUGCAGAUCAUGGACUUUCCCCCCAUCACCGCCUUCCCUGUCAACACCCUGCAGGAGUGGGCAGACGUGUGCUGCAGGGGGCUGCGGAGUGUCCAUGCCUACAUCCUGGUCUAUGACAUCUGCUGCUUCGACAGCUUCGAGUACAUCAAAACCAUCCGCCAGCAGAUCCUGGAAACAAGGGUCAUCGGCACCUCGGAGACGCCCAUCAUCAUCGUGGGCAACAAGCGCGACCUGCAGCGGGGCCGGGUGAUCCCGCGCUGGAACGUCUCCAACCUGGUGAAAAAGACGUGGAAGUGCGGCUACAUCGAGUGCUCGGCCAAGUACAACUGGCACAUCCUGCUGCUCUUCAGCGAGCUCCUCAAGAGCGUGGGCUGUGCCCGCUGCAAGCACGUCCACACCACCAUCCGCUUCCAGGGCGCGCUGCGCAGGAACCGCUGCACCAUCAUGUGAGAGCCUGCCCCGGACCCCGGGCUGCUGGGGCUGCUGGGGCUGCCCAGACCCGGGGAUGGCUCUGCUGCACCCUCAUGUGAGCUCCUGCCCUGGGGCUGCUGCUCCUGGGCUGCCCAGACCCGGGGAUGGCUCUGCUGCACCCUCAUGUGAGCCCCGGGCUGCUGGGGCUGCUGCUCCUGGGCUGCCCAGACCCGGGGGAUGGCUCUGCUGCCCCAUCAUGGGAGCUCCUGCCCUGGGCUGCCCAGACCCGGGGAUGGCUCUGCUGCCCCAUCAUGGGAGCUCCUGCCCUGGGCUGCCCAGACCCGGGGAUGGCUCUGCCCCCCAAGCAGUGGGAGCUGUGCCUGAGGCACCUCCGGGGGUGCUGAGGUGGCAUUUGGGGACAGGGCACCUUGGGCAGGGUGGUGCAGGGGGUGGCCAGGCUGCCUGGGGACAGUGAGGGAUGUCCCUGAGCUCUCUCCAAGCUGCAGAGCUCGAGGCCAAAGCCACCCCAGGGGGGUUGUACACGGCACUGGAGGGUGGAGGAGGUGACACCUCUGGGGUGCCCCCAGAGUGUGCCCAGAUUUUGGCUGCCAGUUCACCCUUGCCAGUCCCUGCCCUGGCAGCACAGGGGCACUGCCUGGUGCUGCCUGCCUGCAUCGCCUGCCCCUGGAAGGGAAUUAUCCAGCACUGGACCCCGGUGUUCUGGGGGUGGUUCUGUCUCUGGGGAAUAGGGAAACAGGAGUUUUCCCUCUGAGGAGCUGGGAUUUCUCCCUGUGGAGAAAUCCAGGUCACACGGGCUGUCUCUUGGCUUGGUCAGGUCAGACUUCCAGGUGGAAUUUUUGGAUGAAAGCAAGAAAGAGGGGGAAAAAGUAAGUCCCAAUCCUGCCCCUGAUAUCCCCAGGAGUGGGUUCUGCCUUCCCAGGGCUCUGAGCUCCCCUCUGCCCCAGCACAGCCCCAGCACAGGAAGGCUCCUCCUCCCCCAGCCCCUGAACACCAAAUAAUCUGGGAACACUCCUUGCCGGGCAGGUCACCCCUCUGCUACCUCUGGUCCUGGGCUCAGCAGGUGACAGGCUUUGCAGGGCUUCACCCCAGCCCCCGGGGUGUCCCCUGUGUCCCCUGUGUCCCCGGCAGUGCCACCAGGUCUGGCCCCGCCGGGUUUCCCCACAGGGAUGCUGCCUCGGCAGCAACAGGGAGCUGGAGCAGCACUUGCAGCUGCAUUCUUGGGUUUUUGUGGUUUUCUUUUUUUUUCUGCAUAUCCCUAAUAGGAAAGUGAGCCCUCCAUUUUUUUUUUAAAUUAUUAUUAUUUUUUAAUCUUCUGGUUUGUGCUUGCAGCAGAGCUGCAGCUCGCCUGCAUCCUGCCCUGCAGGGGGGGUUGGCAAAGGGCAGCCCCUGUUAGGAAAUGAUGAUGGGGUGGUGAAGAGGCUGAGAGGAGUGUGGAUUCUCCAUGGCUGGUCCCUGUGAGACACAGGGAAACACCAUCCUCACCUCGUGAGGCAGGAUCUGUGUCUGAUCCAUCCUCCAGCAAAACCAUCUCCGUGAUUGCUGCUGUCACAGGGAGCUGGAGGGGUUCAGCUCUGCUCUGGGCAGCAAAGAGGACACCCAGCCCCCCCUGCCAGCACAGCCAGGCGCCCACGGCCCAGCAGCUCCACUGUGCUCCUGGAAUUGCUUCCCAUCAAAGGCAGCUCCAGCUGAGCUCCAGUGCCUCUGACCAUCCCACCCCUGGGCCAGGGCUGGGGGUGCAUCCUGCUCCCCCCUCCCUGCCUGGGGAAUCAAGCUCCUUGCUCCAAAAUUAAAAAAAAAAAAAUUAAAAAAAAAAUUAAAAAGGGAAAAAAUGAGGAAAGGCAAUGGGGGGACACGGGUCCAUCUCAGCCAGGAAGGGCAGUGGCACUUGUCACCUUCCCCUGCCUUCAUGGCAAACCUGGCUCCCCUGUCCAAGCUCAUCCUGUCAGGAUUUAUUAACACAUGUAAGUCCACUUAUCGAUCUCUGGCUAGAGCUUUAUCCCUCCAAAUUGUCUGAGAAGGAAAUUCCUUGGUAAAUGCUAAUAAAAAAGCAUUUAUGAAGUGCUCCGACGUACACAUAUCAAAGACUAAGCCAAUACAUUGUUUGUUAUAACCCUGUAGCCUGCAGUUUAUAGCACAAUUAGUUACAGGUUUUUAUAGCAUCUAUUUAGUAUUUUGAAGAAAAAAAAAGAAAAAAAAGGUUAUAAAUAUAAUUGUUAUAUUCUAUUGUACUUUAUAGACAGAGGAAGUUAUAUUAGUAAUAAUAACAACUCUCACUGCUUCGACAGCAUUUCCCAGCUCCCGGGAAAACCAAACCAGGGCUACAAAGAGCUACUUUCCCAAGAGCCCAGGAAGGGGUAGAUGGUGGUGGUGGCACCCUGGGUGCAGGCAGGGAACCCAGGCAGGAGGAUCCGAGGUGUCCAGGAGCAGGGGCUGGAGCACACGGCAGCAGCCACGAGCACCCCACGGCCCUACUCACACCUUACCACAGAUUUACCACUCACCCAGCACCCCCUGGUCCUGCUGAGAGCAGCCUGGGCUGGCACAGCCGGGGGUGUCCCCGCUGCUGUGCCCAGGGCAGUGCCAGGGCUCUGUCCCCGUGCUCAUGGAGGUGGUGCCUGGGUUUGGUUCGGCCCCACCAAGGAUGCUGCCCUCUCCCCCUCCUCCUCCUCCUGCCCCACCGAGCAUCCCAGUUGCCUGGACUUGGCUUCCCUUCCCCCCCUGGACUCCUUGUUGGAGAUUCCCGAGGUGUCUGCACAGCCUGUGAUGCCCUGCACCUCCUUCUUUGAAAUUGAAUUAAAAAUCAGGUCUGUCC
Molecule: messenger RNA, 3707 nt
Organism: Passer montanus (Eurasian tree sparrow)
Lineage: Eukaryota; Metazoa; Chordata; Aves; Passeriformes; Passeridae
Gene: RASL10B
Product: RAS like family 10 member B
Exons: 4
Coding region: 302-913 (203 amino acids)
Molecular function (GO): GTPase activity; GTP binding
Source: RefSeq, a predicted model, not a curated record